Sinocyclocheilus rhinocerous is the source of this 805-nucleotide messenger RNA. Its product is annotated as max dimerization protein 3. Gene Ontology annotation, biological process: regulation of transcription by RNA polymerase II. Bases 1 to 600 code for a protein of 199 amino acids. The transcript is spliced from 6 exons. Gene Ontology annotation, molecular function: protein dimerization activity; RNA polymerase II cis-regulatory region sequence-specific DNA binding; DNA-binding transcription factor activity, RNA polymerase II-specific. The record is from RefSeq and is a predicted model, not a curated record. Lineage: Eukaryota; Metazoa; Chordata; Actinopteri; Cypriniformes; Cyprinidae.
AUGGAGGUAAAUACAUGCAACAUUCAAGUGCUUCUGCAGGCAGCUGAAUAUUUGGAGCGGAGGGAAAGAGAGGCCGAGCACGGUUAUGCCUCAGUGCUUCCAUUCUACAGUAAAGGAGUUACAGAUAAGAGAAAAAAGCAGAAAUCAAAGAGUCAUUCGCCUGGGAGCAGCAGGUCUGUUCACAAUGAGUUGGAGAAACACAGGAGAGCUCAGUUAAAACAUUGUUUGGAGCAGCUGAAGCGGCAGGUUCCUCUGUCCUCGGAUUCAGCUAGAAACACAACCCUCAAUCUGCUCAGACAAGCACAGCUGCACAUCAAGAAGCUGCAGGAACAGGACGAGCGUGCAGAGCUGCUGAAGGAUCGUCUGCGCUGGGAGCAGAGAGAACUGCGCACACGGCUGGAGAAACUGCAGGGCGGUUCAGAGAGGAUGCGUAACGACAGCCUUGGCUCAGCUGUGUCCUCCGAGAGAUCCGACUCUGAGAGAGAGGACGUUGAGAUCGAUGUGGAGAGCAUGGUGUGGACUCUGGAGUCAGAUGGUCUGGGCUCAUCACAUGCUGGGGUGGACCACAGCUACUCUACCUCUGUUCACACCUGGUUAUGACCGUCCCAGAUCUACAAACAUCACAGAACGGUAUGAAGUGGAUGGGGGACUCCGCAAACAUUUGAUGGGCUUUACCAUCAUCAUCAUCACAGAACAGCCUUAUGUUGCUGCCACUCUGAAACCAUCAGACCAACUAAGCAUGACUGGAAUUUAUUUUGUGUAGUGUAUUCUUUACACUAAUGGCAUUAUGGUGCUCUAGUAUGCU